GUGAAUUUUUUUUAAAAAGGGGAAGGAAGGCGGAUCCACGUGGUUUAAUCGGAGACAGACAGAGAUCCCAUUGUUCAAAAUCAAUAUAAAAAAAAACCCCAGGCAGACAGAAGAAAAGGGGAGAAAAAUCAGAAAGCAGAAAAGAUGUGGACACAUUUAUAAGCUGCAUUCAGAGGCAGCUUUUGCAAAGAAAAGCUCCACGCGCGGGGAAAAGGAGAAAGACGCGAAACCGUCGCGGAAGGACAAAGUUUUUGGUUUCUUUCGGCAUUUUAUUCCUCCCGGUUUGGCAAAAAGCGACUAAAAAGAGAAGAAAAAGCAGGCGAGAAGGACAGGAGAGGAGAUGCCCAGACGGAAAGCGGCCGCGGCCUCGUCAUCCGGAGGGGGCCUGGCCUGGGACGGGACCAGCUCCGGCAACGGCACUGGAGCGCGCAAGCGGCCCGCCUCGGCGCGGGGGGCACCUCAGAAGAAGAAGAGCCGCGGUGGCAACGGAGGCGGCAGCAGCAGCAGCAGUGAUGAGAGAGACGGCCUGGGGGUGCCCCCUGCGACCACCACCCUCGGAGGCAAGAAGGCAGCCCGGCCCGCAGGAGGACGGGGAGCAGAGCACAACCCCCAGACGAAUACCCCCAACUCAACAACCGCCGUGGUGGUCAGCGAACCCGAACACAGCAAGGAGCGCAUUAAACUUGAAGGGUCCAAGUUCAAGGGGCAGCUUCUGAUAUUUGGAGCAACAAACUGGGACCUGAUUGGCCGCAAAGAAGUGCCUAAGCAACAAGCCGCCUACCGUAACCUGGGCCAGAACUUGUGGGGGCCCCACAGGUAUGGGUGUCUCUCGGGGAUCCAAGUCCGGACGGUGGUCUCAGGACCAUGUGCUGCUCAUAGUCUCCUCAUCACCACAGAGGGGAAGCUCUGGAGCUGGGGACGCAAUGACAAAGGUCAGCUGGGCCACGGAGAUACCACGCGGGUGGACGCCCCCAAGCCGAUUGAAGUGCUCAGCAGUGAAAUCGUGGUCUUGGCAGCCUGUGGGCGAAGCCACACGUUGGCCCUAACAGAGAGUGGCUCCGUAUUUUCCUUUGGAGAAAACAAGAUGGGGCAGCUCGGUCUCGGCAAUCAGACGGAUGCAGUCCCAAGCCCCACGCAGAUCAUGUACAAUGGUCAACCAAUCACCAAGAUGGCCUGUGGGGCGGAGUUCAGCAUGGUGAUGGACUGCAAAGGGAACCUCUAUUCUUUUGGAUGCCCGGAAUAUGGACAGCUGGGGCACAACUCUGACGGGAAGUUCAUUGCCCGAGCUCAGAGGAUAGAGUUCGACUGUGAACUGGUUCCUCGUCGCGUUGCCAUCUUCAUAGAGAAGACAAAAGACGGCCAGAUCCUUCCCGUCCCUAACGUGGUGGUGAGGGACGUGGCCUGUGGAGCCAACCACACGCUCGUCCUGGACUCACAGAAGCGUGUCUUCUCUUGGGGCUUCGGGGGCUACGGCCGACUGGGCCACGCCGAGCAGAGAGAUGAGAUGGUGCCACGUUUAGUGAAGCUCUUUGACUUCCCGGGACGUGGGGCAGCGCAGAUUUAUGCAGGCUACACUUGCUCAUUCGCCGUCAGUGAAACAGGUGGCCUGUUUUUCUGGGGGGCUACGAACACCUCCCGGGAGUCAACCAUGUACCCCAAAACUGUGCAGGAUCUUUGUGGCUGGAAAAUCCGCAAUUUGGCUUGUGGGAAGAGCAGUGUUAUAGUGGCCGCAGACGAGAGCACGAUCAGUUGGGGCCCCUCUCCCACCUUUGGAGAACUGGGCUAUGGAGACCACAAGCCCAAGUCCUCAACUUCAGCUCAGGAGGUGAAGACCUUGGAUGGGAUCUACACGGAGCAGGUGGCCAUGGGGUACGCCCACUCCCUGGGAAUCGCCCGCGACGAGAGCGAAGCCGAGAAGGAGAAGCUGAAGAAACUGCCGGAGUACAACCCGCGCACGCUCUGACACAGGCUGCCGGCCCGAAUAGCCUCGACAGGCAGCUGCCGCUUCCAAUGUGCACUGGGACGCAGAGUCUUAUGCGAAGAGAUUACGGAUUACGCCGGCGUGCGUUUUUGUUAGACUACCCAAGAUUUGGCUUGAUAAGCAGUUUUGAAGUUUUAACUACCUGUCCCCAUGACUCUUCCUCCCUCCCCCACAGCCUUUCCCCCUGAGAUGGCUUGUUUUGUGUUUUGUAUUUUUGGUUGGUUGGGAAGGGGUGGUUUAUGUGGGAGAGAUCUGCUCGUCCUCUUGAGUUUCCAUUCCGAUGAAAAUGGCAGGACCGUUCCGUUUUUCCUUUUUUAAGUUUUUAAGAUCAAAUUUUGGCUAGCAAUGGACCAGUAACCAGCAUUUAAGAAAAGGUGAGGGACUGGCUUCAAAAAACAGAGCGGGUGUCGCCCUGAGACCUUCAAGAAGGCUGUUCCGUUUUGUAACUAUUCUGUGCCCCCUCCCAGUCCUCUUCUUUUUCAAAUCUACAUGUUUCCUUCAGGGUUUUUUUUUAAAUCAAGUUUGCCCCGAGGUGACGAUGGUGCUCCCUCUUUCACACUCUUUUGUGUGGUUAAUUGUUUUGUUUUUGUUUGUUCCUGCAUGAGGCUUUCUUCAAAGCUAGAACUUGGCCUUGAGGUUGUAAAUAUCAGGUCUGCCGGCAAUACAGUUGCAUGGAAGCAGAGAGGCACCCCACUUUUGGUUGAUUUUGUGACAUCCGAAAAGGGCAGGAGAUGGAGAGCUUCUCUCUGUUUUGUUUUGGGGGGCGUGACAAAAUCCGGCUUCAGACAUUUGGGAUGAAUCCUUCCCUCCCACCUCGGCACCCAUUGCUUCUCCUGUGCUGGCAGACUCCUCUGGGAAAUCACACAGCAACCCCUUCAGGGUUGCGUUUGCUGCAGCAGGCCAUUAACUAUCCUGCAGGUUCCCACAACCUUCACACUCAUUGUUUUGGUUCCCAGCUGAACGAGCUCUGGGAAUUGCAGUAAGAAAUUCCCAGCAUCUUGUUAAAGAACAACUCCCUGCAUUUUGAAGAGUGGUGGGAGCCGUGACUGUUGUCUAGCCUGGCUGGCUGUGCCUAGAUUUUUCAGUAGUUUAGAAGGUAGGUGGUUGCUUCCCCUGCAGUUGGCAUUCUGUCCACAGCUGCUCCUUUCUCACCAUGUUGUCUCGAUGAAAUUGGGUGCCUUCUGGACCGCGCACACUGCUCUGUCUCGACCCAAACCCACGACUGAAGGGAAUUUCUCCCGCCACCUGCCCGCCCUUUUUCUCUUCUGUUCUCUAUUUGCGGCCUCACUUCUGGAGUCCCCCCCUAAAGCAGUGUUGGCCGAUGUCAUGUGCCAUUUGCAGUUCCAGGAUUCUUGUAAACGUUGGGCAAUGGACACUGGGUGGAGAGAGUUAUCUGACAUUGGGGGGUGUGGGGCUGUAUAGUGCUUUAUUAUUUGCCUUUAUAUAAAAAGAAAAAUCUGGAUCAGAAAUUGGA
Molecule: messenger RNA, 3455 nt
Organism: Hemicordylus capensis (graceful crag lizard)
Lineage: Eukaryota; Metazoa; Chordata; Lepidosauria; Squamata; Cordylidae
Gene: RCC2
Product: regulator of chromosome condensation 2
Exons: 13
Coding region: 341-1963 (540 amino acids)
Source: RefSeq, a predicted model, not a curated record